UGCUUUUGUUUUAAAAGAUCCAUCCUUUGUGUUGCGGGUUUUAUACCAGCAGAUUAUCAAUUUUAAUUCGAGGCGACAUUUAAAAACACCAAUUAACCUCCCAAUCAUUCCGUCUUCGUCACAAUCCCGCCUUAUUUCGCUCCCUAGUUUCCUCAUUACGCACUUCCUUUAGGCUGCAUUUUCUCAGCAAGGGUUUACUUUGAUUUGUUCCUUUCUCAUACGGAGACGGGCAGGAUAUUAAAUGAGCAUUUCGUAUGACAAUUAGGUCCACUUUAGUUGUUAGUGUAUUUAAAUCUGUCGAAUUAGAGACGAUUUACGCGGAAAUUUUGUUGUGAUUCAUGUUACAGGACAUGGAUAAGUUAUCUUUUUGGAAUGACUUAACUACAGUUCGCGAGAAAAACGGGGAAAUACGCAUUGGCAGCAGUCGACUGAAGAAAAUAAGUGUGGUAACGCGAAUAAAAUCCAAACAGAGUCGGAAAAAUUGUUAUUGUUCUCAGCAACCGCAAAGUGGUUUUUUGUUGGAAUAUUAUGUGUAAAAUUAGUUGAUGUUGCCGCUUUUAUCUUCUGAAGAAAACCCUAAUCGCACUUGAACUUUGAUAACAAUAGGAUAUUUCCCAAUGCUUAAAACUGGAAAUGGACUGCCACCUAACACGUAUUGACAUGGGCGACUAUUCUUAAAGUGGGGACGAAUAUCUGGAGGGGGGCACAUAGACCGACCAAUAACGCUGGAACUUAUGAUGUCAUCGGAGGAGGAGACUGAAUUCGGUUUGUACACAGAUAAGCUCCUGAAGAAAACCAAAAGAACUAGACAGCGCGUAGACGCCGGUGAGCCGCGUAACUCGUACUCGUCGAUCCCGAAUUUCAGUUCGCGUCCGACUUUUCUCGGUGGUGGCAACAACCUGUACGGCGCAAUUUUCACUCAACAGCAGCAGUUCGGUCUUUUCGGACCAGGGUUCGCGCCCGCUAAGAUGCUCAACGAGCUGCUGGGACGGCAGAAGGCCGAAGGCGGCGGUGAGGGAGGCGGCGAAGAAGGGAAGUUCGACUCGGUGAUCCGGUGCGACGGCAGCCCGCCCUCGGGCGAGCAACUGGCCCACCACAUGCUCCGGGACAUCCUGCAAGGCCGAAAACACGAGCUGUUAGCCUUGGAACACGACAUGCGCAACGGCCAGGACCACAUCAUCAACAACAACAACAACGAACCCAAGGCGGAACCAGAGCGCAACGACGUGGAAGUCGCCGCCGCCAUGAAGGAGUGCCUGGCCGAAGCGGGAGUUGGCGACCGGCAGCAGGCCGAACUGAUGGAGGAGGCCCUCAACGGCAUGGAAACCGAGUCGCUGCCGUCGCCAAAGGUGGAGCCUUCCAGUCCGGCCAAACCAGAAGACGCCAAGAAGGCGCGAGUCGAAAACAUUGUCUCAGGUAUGCGGUCCAGCCCGGCGCCGCCGCAAGUCAACGGUUGUAAAAAACGAAAACUUUACCAACCCCAACAACACGACAGCAAUGCGGAAAGGUAUAUCGACGACGAGGAGGAAGAAAGUGCGGAACCGAUAAGGCAGAAACGCGUCGAAAAGAAUUUACUCAAGUCACAGCUACGGACGAUGCAAGAACAGUUAGCCGAAAUGCAACAAAAAUACAUGCAGUUGUGUACGCGCGUUGAACAGGGGUCGGAGGAAAGUCAGGAAAUUGAGGAAAUUCCCAGUGAUAGUGAAAAUAGCAAACGAUCGGCACCGCCUUCGCCUAUAACCACAAGUACUCCCCCGAAUCAACCACCUCCGAGUUUAGCGCAGCAGGUGAGCAAACUUAAAAUAAGCCCUCCAGGACCUCCUUUCCAUAACGGUAUGUUACAUCACGAUCACCAGCAUAUGAGCAGUGCCGCCGCCAUGUACUUGGGCGUAAGUCACAAGUUUCUUAUGGAGCAAGAAGCUCGGCUUGCCAAAGAGGCGGCGGUGGCGGCAAUGAACAGCGAAUCGUCAGUACAACAAUCCCAACAGCAUCAAUCUCAUCAUUCUUCGCAAAAACCUGAAAACAUAGCUGAUAGAUUACACAUUAUGAGAAACAUGACACCGACAGGUACGGACUUGGAAGGCCUCGCCGACGCUCUCAAAUCCGAAAUUACCUCGUCUUUAUCAAAUCUGAUCGACUCGAUAUUGUCAAGGUUCGUCCAUCAGAGGAGAUGUAAACAAACAGAGGCAGCCACGGCCGCCGAACAACUCAAUAAAGACUUGAUGAUGGCCUCGCAACUGUUAGACAGAAAAUCGCCGCGGACCAAAGUAGCCGAAAGGCCGCAAGCACCGCCGCCCCCGCCCAACAACCAAAUGGUCAACGGAACGAGAGGGUGCCCUCCGAUGAUGCCCGUUCACAUGAAUAGCAUGCAGAAACCGAACGACCUCCACAUAAGGCCUCCGAUGUUUCAACCUCCUAAACCUCCGGCUAUAAGCCAAGCCCCCCUCUUUGGAAUGAACCACCCGUUUUGCGUGUCCAAGCAAGAAAACCCCGAGCAAAACGAAGCGCUUAGCCUCGUGGUGACGCCGAAGAAAAAGAGGCACAAGGUGACGGACACGAGGAUCACUCCGAGGACGGUCAGCAGGAUCCUGGGGCAGGACGGCAUCGGCAUGUCGCCCGCCUCCAUGGAGCCGAACACGUGCAGUUCGCCGCGACCGCCCCCAUAUCACCAGCCGCCGCCGAUGUUGCCCGUCUCCCUUCCGACCUCGGUGGCGAUUCCCAACCCCGGCUUGCACGAAUCUCAGGUCUUCUCGCCCUACAGCCCCUUCUUUCAUGGACCAAGUCACGGACACCACAUGGCGAUGCAGGCAUCGUCAUCACCACCUCGCAUGCACAAAAUCGAGCGAGAAUCGCCUCCGAUCCACCAUCCCCCAACGCUCCUGCAUCCUGCUCUCUUAGCUGCUGCCCAACAUGGAGGUUCUCCCGAUUACGGACAACUAAGGGCGCCGUCUGGGGGCAUGAACAUGGACAACGGCGAUAGAAAUUCAGAUUGUAACUCAGGGGACAUCGCCUAUGAUGGAAUGCAGCCUACUAUAUCCUUUUUAUGCAAAGAUUUUAGUAAAAAUCUUAGUAGUCACCAUACGAAUAUUUCCUUAACUCCUGAGCACUCGUCAACAUUGACACCGAUGCAUCUCAGGAAAGCAAAACUGAUGUUCUUCUGGGUUCGGUAUCCGAGCUCAGCAGUACUAAAAAUGUAUUUCCCCGACAUCAAGUUUAAUAAGAAUAACACUGCCCAGCUGGUCAAGUGGUUCUCAAACUUCAGGGAGUUCUACUACAUCCAAAUGGAGAAGUACGCCAGACAGGCAGUCUCAGAGGGUGUAAAGAACGCUGACGAUCUGCAUGUCGGUGGCGAUUCCGAAUUAUACCGGGUGCUCAAUUUGCACUACAACAGAAACAAUCACAUCGAGGUAUGGGGACCUCAGGUUCCUUCAAACUUCCGGUUCGUCGUGGAGCAAACGCUCCGGGAGUUUUUCAAGGCUAUCCAGGAGGGCAGGGACGCCGAGCAGUCUUGGAAGAAGUCAAUCUACAAGAUUAUCUCUAGGUUGGACGACCCAGUCCCGGAAUAUUUCAAAUCCCCCAAUUUCCUGGAGCAGUUGGAGUGACCGGUUGGCCGAACCGAAGAGCCGGUACCCAAUGGUAACCACUGGUUACCACGAAGUACCAUCCGUUAGACACGGCAAAAACACCAGAGAGAAUCGGUGACACGUGACAAAACUGUCAACAGUUUAUGUUGUUUUGCUGAGAAUAAGCUUGGAGGACGCCGCAGUGACGCCAUCUUCGAAACUUGUUCCGGACACUCUUGUUAAAUAGUUGUGUUUAGUUGACAGAAAGACAAUUUUAUCGCCUCAGGCUUUAUGUUCGUUCAGACGAACAGUGAACACAAAUCAAUCAAUUUUCCAGUGAUUACCUGAAUAUUUACCGGAUAGAAUUUUAUGACGUCAAGUCUUUCUUUUCUUUUCAACCAGCAGUCAGCAAGUUCAAAAUCUGCACUACAAUUGCGUUACUUCUGGCAUGGUUACUUUCAGCGCCACUGUAAACUGCCCACCCUUUUCCCACUUGUAUAUAACGCGACUUGUACAUAGUAUUUAUCACGUAAUUUUAUUUAUGUCUUGUAUUAUUAUUAUUAUUUGAACCAAAGUUUUUGUUUUACUAGUCCAACGUAAGAUUAUUCCCUUUUGAAUUUUCUUACGUACAUGAAGUACUACACUUUGAGUUAAUAAUAAUACACUCGGAGUGCAGUACCGAAAUGAUUUAUUGCAGCAAUUACACUUUGUAUCAAAUACAAUCAGCAAGUCUAAUUUCUGUGAUUCAUCCCAUUAUUAUAUUAUGUAGGUAUGCCUUGUUUUGUAUUUAUUUUGUAUCCUUCUCUAUCCCACUUCUGUUUUAACCGUUCUGUUUAGUUUUAGACUAGUUGCUAUGUUUUAAUUUUUGUUAGCAUACCUACCUAAUAUUACUCUUAUUUUAUUUUAUAACUGAAUUAAUUUUAAUCACUUGCACAAUCAAAUAGUGUAGGAUCUACACGAUGAAUGCAAAUACAGUGUGAGGCAACUAGUCAGUAAAAAUAAAUCGUAUUAUCUUUAUUUUGCUUUUUGUUUUUAUUUUUGUUUGUUUCAAGACAGUUUACAGUGUGAUAAUAUUUCGAGUACAAUAAUUUUGAGCCAUAAAUCGUAAAUUGUACAUAAAUUUCGUGCUCAUGGUUUCCUUCACAUCCCGCAAUAGUUGAAGUCACGAACAAUCGGAGGUCCCGAGAGCUCUUAACUUAGCCUUCGACCGAAGGCUAGGAAAUCGUGAUUUUGCUGUUCCUAAAAAUCCUAUAUUCGAUAUACUGCCGAAAUUGUAAGACUGCCAUUCCAUUACGAUUUAUUUGUAGAUUUUGUUAUCGUUAGAUGUUGAGUUUCUUUUCAAAAUUGAUCGUUUGGAUGUUUGUGAUCUUACGUUGGCUUUCAGUUGGUUCUCGGGACCUAAAUCGGUACAUUACAUUAAAAAGUUGAAAAACCAAAUUAAAAAAUUAGAGUAAUCUAAAUAGUUAUUUAUUAAGAUUUAAAGUAUAUAACGUUGUCGACUGUAAAGUACCCGAAAAUGCUGAUGGUUUGCAAACAAGCAAACGCUCGACCCUUCAAAUCCAAAUAAUGGUUAUUAAUGAAAAUAAUAAAUACUUGAUGUAAAUAAGCUUUUCUCCAAUACAAUAGUUGUUCGUCUGGUAGCUAAUGCACAUAUUCGGUGUUGAUUUCAAAUAUAUUAAGAAAUAGCGGGUCGAGUAUUCUUCAAGUACAAAGUUUGUGAACCGUUGGUAUGUGACAAAGGGAUAAUGAAGAGACCUAAGUGCUUUAAUUUAAAAUUGUUGUUUAGAACGAAUCCUGCAGAUUUUUACUUGGCGGCGGGCUGGUGGUAAUGAUGAGCAAGAAGGAAUGAUAGAAUUAAUUACACGUAAUAAGGUGACGUUCGUAGUUUCGGUGGUAGGUGAAGGGUUCUCUUCUUGUUUAUGAUUGCGCCAUCAGUUCGUGUACUUGACAAUGAAGACCUCAAAAAGUUACUGUUGGUUUUAACAAUUCACCCAACUUUAACUUGAAAUCUCACAGCUUUACCAAUGAUGAUGAUUAUAAAUGCUGAUGAACUAAAAAAAUAAAAGAAUACAUGAAAACAAAAGAGCUAGUGAGCUCACCUCAAUUCGCGAGAAGCCGAAGGCUGACCGAAUUGUUGAAGACAAAUCUAACAGAUGAAUUCAGAAAAGGCCUGAAUAAGGUCCCGGAGGAAUUACAUUGCUUUCUGGAUGAGACUGUCUAAGUAAUUUUUGAGGUCGCUCCAAGAGCCCCACCGGGGUUAGUAGUGUAGUAUCCCUUCCUUAGGUAGGACCCCCAACAUGAUUCCGAUUCCUUUAUUGACAUUCUUAUUGCAACUUUUGGCCAUUUCGAAAACAUCUUAUUUUGAAUUAUAAGUUUUGCAUCGUUUGGUUCCAUAUGCACACACAUUCGGAUGACAUCUUGGCACGGGGGGCAAACUCCGCGGAGGCCACGGUAUGCGUGUGGAGGUCGUUAUUCUUCUUGUUUCGUUACAGGAGGAUUCUGCUUUACAGGUUCAAAACACUGUUCGGAAAAAACGUUUAGGUCACCGGUUCAAAAAUGAUACAUAAAAAUAUCACGAAAAAAGUACAAGCUUAUUUUUAAGCACCUCUGCGCCUUAAAAUUAAAUUUCGAAGCAAAAAUGAUAUGAGUGUGUAUAACCAAAAUCUGCCUUAUUCUAUUUUCUUAUGACGAAAAUCUCCUACCGUUAUAGCGCUAUUAAUUUGCUAGUGUGUAUCGUUCUUCAUCACCUGACACUGACGAUUUUUAACCGUUUCCAUAAAAUUAAUUAUCAACUAAUCUAGUCCAAUAUGUAAUACAUAGAAUUUUGUGUGGGUUGUAGUAUACAUGUACAAUUGUUGGUAAACCGCCGGGUGUCUCCGUUAAAUUCGCCUCAGUUCCCGCUUUCUUUGCGAGCUCUGUUGCGUUACCGUUAUCGUUGCGUUACAGCGUAGCCACUAGUCGUCGACAUGUUGAUUUACCGUGUCCGGUCGCGUCACGACCGCCAAACCUUCGCCCCCGCGCCCAAUUAAUCGUAGUGUAUCCGGGGGGCGGAGGCGUCGCGACGCACGACGUCAUCCCUUCAACGACAGCACCUCCACCACCACUGAUGAUUUCGUUACGUAGCAAACAUUGUUUUGCGGCAGGAUCGGUCCUCGGGAGCGUUCUCAACCUGAAAUAGUCACAAAAGAGCCACACUGAAACUGAAACAAUAGCAAAUGAAGGCAACCAACCAAAAAAAUGCAGUUUAUCGAAAUUUUCUAAACCGGAUACUUACUCAUUCAAAAAUUCCACUGGGCCAAUUCGUCCGUUCAAAAAGUGCCUUCAAAGUUGUUUUUACGAAAAAAAUUACAAAUUAAGGGCCCUAAAUAGACACAACGCCCAACCAAAACUCUUCCGGGGACUUGCUCUGCCGACUGUACUUUUGCUCGGUUUCCACCAGAGACACUCGGUUACAUAAACAUAAGAUUAUUUCAUAAAUAUUAUAUUGUUAUGCUAAGGUGGCCGAAACGAGGUACUCUCUCGCCCAGGCUAUACUAUUUGUGGUAUAUAGUAACUUUGAUGAUUAGAAGUAGAUAAUAAACAUACAGAUUCAAUGGUUUCAGUUACCCGUGUUACACAGAUUACGUUAGCUGUUAUUGUUAUUUGUUAAGGCAAACGCAACUGUAACGUCUUCUUCGACAACCGGAUCACUGGAAACUGACAUGUCCCACACCACUUGAUAGUGUACGACACACGAUUCCGUUUCCAUCCUUCCGAGAAACUUCCGAUUCGCUUUAAAUCCGAAAUUUUGGCCGUUCUCUCAGCCGACGGUUUCCAAUAUACACGUGCAAUACGAAGAAACGUCGAUAUGGUUGCGUUCGCCAUCCCUAUUAAGUUUAAUUUCACGUCACCAGAUGACUCUUUGGUCUUCCUUGUUAAUACUCGACAACGACACAAUGUGACAAUCGUCAUGUUCAAGCCACUGAUAUUGUAUAAACGUUCGGCAUCUAAAUUUCUGGAAAUGCGACUGCUCAAGUCGCAUAGAUAUUUUAAAUCAAAUUUACCACUCAUUUGGCUAUUGUUCACAAAUAAUUUUAGGUUUAAAUUUGUAGCUCGAAAUUGGGCAUUUGACGAUCCAACUCUUUAAAGAUGGAUCGAUCGACCAGUCGGGCUUAAUCUCGGGUUGAAAAGUGGCAGGUUGUCGAGAUGGGUCACAGUCACUGGUGUUAAGCGCCACGAGGCUCCGAACUACAGUAUAAUUAUAAGGUUAGGCAUUGCGUCGAUAGAGAAUCGAAUAAGAUUGUAUAUUUAGUACAAAAAUGUGAAAAAAUCGAGAUAGCUCAAAAUUUAAUUUCUCGCUCCCAUCUCUAAAUCGAUCCGAUGGUUUAUAUGUGUAAAAAUUUAAGAGUAUUUUUAUAUUUAUAUUGGUGUAAAUCAAAAUUUGGUAUUGACAAAAUUAUUGUAGAGAUUUUAGGUUGAUAAAUUUAAUAAAAUUAAGAUUUAGGAAUUUUUAAAUGAAUUUGUAUAUAAAAAUUUAUAUAUAAUAUAUAGAGGGAUGGUUCAGAGAUGGGUGCUAUGUUGGUAUAUGCGUUUGCAUGGGGACGUGGCGACGUAUACUAUACUAUAUACGUACAAAGUACUCAUAGUGUGCGAUGAUAGCACUUUCCUACGUUGCUUUUGUUUAUUUAGCGUGUGCCGUAUCCAUGUUACAUUAGACAAUUUUACUAUUUGGUGUACAGCAAUUGUUUCGACCCCCAGAAGGCUCAGGCCCCACGGGAUAGUCGAGAUGUUGUGACUGUGUUUUCAUUGAGCAGUAUAAUAAAUAUAUACAUUUAUUUGGAA
Molecule: messenger RNA, 8384 nt
Organism: Zophobas morio
Lineage: Eukaryota; Metazoa; Arthropoda; Insecta; Coleoptera; Tenebrionidae
Gene: pros
Product: homeobox protein prospero
Exons: 6
Coding region: 735-3602 (955 amino acids)
Biological process (GO): regulation of transcription by RNA polymerase II
Cellular component (GO): nucleus
Molecular function (GO): RNA polymerase II cis-regulatory region sequence-specific DNA binding; DNA-binding transcription factor activity, RNA polymerase II-specific
Source: RefSeq, a predicted model, not a curated record